GCGAAGCCCAAAAUUAAACGGCCCAAAUGUCCAAAUGAGCAACGACGCAGGCGCAGAGGCAGUAAUCGACUCAUUCCUAUUCCGCAUCGCACUCCGCCCCUAAGAAUAGGUAAUCGGCGCCAAACCCAAACCCAAACCCAAACCCCUGCUCCGUGACUUCGUCAGUCGGUAGUACGUUAGGCCGUCGCCCGUAGGAGGGUCGGCGCACGGCUGCAGUGCGGCACGGCUGUCGGCUUAGCCUCUAGCUGAGUAGCCUCUCAUCUCUCGACACCUCGACUGCUCUAUUGUUCAGUGACGACAGUGAGUCAGCGCACCACAUUUGCUCUUAGCCCAGUGGCCGCCUCGCCGGGGAUCCACCCCUGCUCAGGUACCCACUCGUCAUGGAGAACGAAGGACAGGUUGCGCUUCUGCGUCUGAAGUCAUCAGACCCACCUCUCUAUCUCUCACCAUCUCCGGAUCUUUCUGCAGCCGCUCGAUUAGCCUCCCAAUAUCUCUACUCUUCCCUCAAACCCUUCACCCCCAAGUCUCCUUUCCCUCAACUCUUAACUGACGGCUUCGAUGCAGAGCAAAUAUGGCAGCAAAUUGACCUCCAAUCGGAACCUUUGAUUUCCUCCAUCCGUCGAAGAGUCAGCUACUUUGAGAAGUAUCCAGAAAGCAUUUCAGAACGGUUCAAUGUAGAAUCUAAGGGGUUGGAGAAAAAAAUAGAGUCAUUGGAGGAAUUAGACAGGAAUAGAGACGAAAUUGAGGAUGCUGUAUUGGAUGAUUUUGACGAGGAUGAUGAAGAAGGGGAGGAAGAACAGCAGGUUGAUGAUGAUGAUGACUCAGAAGAAGAGGAGGAUGAUGGUACCGGCUUAGUAGAGGACCAGUUCUUGAAAAUAAAGGAACUAGAAAAAUUUAUGGCAGAUGAUGAGGCAAGUGAGUUUGGUUUCGAGAAGGAGGUGAAAAAGAAGAAGAGGAAGAGAGUUGAGCAAUCAGAGCCCGAUGAUGAAAGUGCAGGAGAUGAGGAUGAUGGGCUUGAAGAUGUGGACUUUGAUGAUGAUACUUCUGAUGAAGAUGCAGACAUGGAAAAUGCCAGGUAUGAAGAUUUCUUUGAAAAAAAGAAGACAGAUCUCAACAGAAAAUAUAAAGCAAGUAAUAGAUCAAUUAACAUGGAAAGCGACAAAGAAAGAACUGAUGGUGGUGAUGAUAAGGGGAACCACAAUCUUUCUACCCAUGAAAGAGAGCUUCUAAAAUUACGCUCCACGAUAGAAGAAAUGGAGAAGGCAAACAUAGAGCCAAAGGCCUGGACAAUGCAAGGAGAGGUAACUGCUGCUAAAAGGCCAAAAAAUAGUGCAUUGGAAGUUGAUUUAGAUUUUGAGCACAAUGUGAGACCUGCACCGGUGAUUACAGAAGAGGUUACUUUGUCCCUAGAAGAAUUGAUACGCAAACGGAUCCUUGAGGAACAAUUUGAUGAUGUUCAGAAGCCUCCUAGUAUGCCAUCCCGAGCGCCAAGAGAAAAGAAAGAACUGGAUGAUACUAAGAGCAAAAAGGGUCUCGCUGAAGUGUAUGAGGAAGAAUAUGUUCAGAAAACUGGGCUUGUUUCAAACGCUAUGUCUUUCUCGGAUGAGCAAAAGAAAGAGGCAUCUAUGCUGUUUAAAAAACUCUGCCUCAAGUUGGAUGCGUUAUCUCAUUUCCAUUUCGCACCAAAACCGGUCAUAGAAGAAAUGUCUAUUCAAACUAAUGUCCCUGCUCUUGCAAUGGAAGAGAUUGCGCCAGUGGCCAUCUCAGAUGCAGCUAUGCUGGCUCCUGAGGAAGUUUUUACUGGAAAAAAGGAUAUCAAGGAGGAAACAGAGCUCACACAAGAAGAGAGGAAAAGGAGGAGAGCGAAAAAGAAAAGAAAAUUCAAAGCUGAAACAUCAAAAAAGAAGGCACCUCUAAUUGCAUUGCAUACCAGUUCUGAGAACAAGGGACAAUCGUGACCUAGAAAUGUUCAGAUUCCAAGUUAUUCCAAGUUCAAACAGGAGUAGGGCAACCACAAGGCAAGUGAAAAAUAACUAUAAUUAUUAUGCGAAUAUAGAGUGAUAUAUUGAUCUUCCUGUGCUGGGAAAGGCUGUCCAUUUUUGCUUCAUGAUUAUCAUUUCCAUUUUGUUUUGCUGAAUAUUUCCAAGGUGGUUUAAUUUUGUUUAAUCUAUGUAUUUUAAAAUUUUGCGGUUAUGACAUCUCACUUAAUUAAUAUAGUUAAUAUGCAGUUCCUUUGUGCAAUGCUGUAAGGCCA
Messenger RNA from Cuscuta europaea, 2254 nucleotides. The record is from the annotation of a GenBank genome assembly. Lineage: Eukaryota; Viridiplantae; Streptophyta; Magnoliopsida; Solanales; Convolvulaceae.